GUGAGGGGAACCCUGACCUCCCUUCCCAGUAUAGACGAUCGGUGGGGGUCGCCGCCAGACAAGUUCAGCCCACCAGUGGGCGCCGCGGGUCGAGAUGCUACUCCGGGACCUGGUGCUGCGCCGUGGCUGCUGCUGGCCCUCACUACUACUGCAUUGUGCGCUUCACCCACUCUGGGGCUUCGUUCAGGUGACGUAUGCCGAACCCCAGAAGUCUUGUUCUAAGGUGACUGACAGCUGCCAACACAUCUGCCAGUGCCGGCCCCCACCCCCUCUACCCCCUCCGCCUCCACCUCCACCGCCUCCCAGACUACUCUCCGCCCCAGCUCCCAACUCUACCUCGUGCCCCGCGGAGGACAGCUGGUGGUCGGGGCUGGUGAUCAUCGUCGCUGUCGUCUGUGCCUCCCUGGUGUUUCUGACUGUGCUGGUCAUCAUUUGCUACAAAGCCAUAAAGAGGAAACCACUGAGAAAAGAUGAAAAUGGCACCAGUGUUGCUGAAUAUCCCAUGAGCUCAUCCCAGAGUAGCAAAGGGGUGGAUGUGAACACUGCGGUAGUAUGAAUCUGCAGGCCCUGGACCCACUGGCUGGAAGGGCACCUUGGUGGCACUGUUGGACAUGGGAUGACAGGUGGACAUGAGCUGACCCUGGGCCUGUCCAGGACUUCAUGCUUUACGGGCCUCGGGCCUCCUGAAAGAGAAAGCAUCCUCUUCCCAGGCUAGCCCUGGUCAACCCCUGGGGGUGCAGCACAGACACCAGGCUUGAGCCAGGCUCCCCUGCAUGUGGCCCCUAAGCAGAAGCACCACCCAGGGCUCUCCAUACCCUUCUUCUUGUCUUGUGUUGGGCGCAUUGACUGUCACCCAGUUGCUAAAAAAACACGUACUCCAGUGAAAGCAGAGGGUCUAUCUGUCUGUCUGCCUGGGACAGAAAGACACCCCACUUUAACCAGAAGAAAGGAGAUCCAGGGACUACUCCAAUCUGGAAGCUUCCUCUCAUGCAGGAAGCUCACCUGCUUCUCUGUGGACAUUCUAACAAAAGCCAUCACACAGCCAUGAGACAAAUGUCCCCUUCCAAAGGUGCUUCCCAUACAUCUGUCCAUAACUGUACCUGCUGUGGUCUUCCGUCUCCAGAGCCUGUGUCACCCUCCUUUGCCACCCACAGCCUAGCCUGUGGCUCCUGACUGCAUGCCUGCCUCAGGAAGCAGUGAGCCCAGCCUAUAUAGUCCCCUGGGAGUGGACUCAGUGUCUCCCUUUAAGCCCAGGCUGAGGGUGUCCCAAGAAAAUCAGAGGUUCCCUUUGCACCUGCUCUGACAUCCCACAUCUGGCUCUUCAGGAAGCAUCAAUGUGAGCCAGGCCCUGCCUCACCAGGCAGAGGUUGCAACUUGUGCCAAACCCAUGUGGGCACUCUGUGCCAGGCCGAUGCUGGUCUGGUGCUAUGUGCCCCCCACUUACCCCCAACAGUCCCUUGAAACCUCAAUUUGGUACUCAGAAAGUUCCCAGGAGAAGGUGGCUUUCUUCUGUGUCUCCCAGAAGUGGCUUUCUGUGGCCAGGGCUCUAAAGGCGCCAAACCCUCCCAAAUGUGGGAGGAAGGGAAAGUGGUGAACAACCAUCUAGCCUUGCUAACCCUCUGCCCACAGGCUUGUUUCCCUGGAGGCCACCCACACAGUGAGGCACAUCCCUUGACCUUUGUGAUUUUAUGUUCCUUGGCCCCCCGCCCGGCUCCCCUCACCAGCCCCAUGUACUUGCCUAGAAGGAAACUGGCCUACUGGAAGGCAACACCCCCACAGUGUAGAGAUUUAGCUGAGUUCAUUAGCUUCCUCUUCAGCCACCAGAGAUCUUGUCUGGUGGGUGUUUGUGCUACAUGAGAAUUUCAAAGCCAGGUAAAACUGAGGGACAAAAAAAAAAUCAGUUCCAAGUGGAUGGGUACCCUGAAGCUGCUACUGCCCUGCUCCUGAGUCAAUAGGUAUAGGCUAAGGGGUGCAGGCUAAGGGGAGGUCCAGGGCAUGCCUCCAUUAAUUGACAUUUGCCCUCCUUUCCUUGAGGACAUGGUUUUGGGUUGGGUUUGAAUUUCACCUUCACAGCAUACCUUAGCUCUGGCAUGGGGUUGCCAAGAGCCUUCUGUGGGGCUUCCCUCACCGCACCCAGGGGGACACCUGGCAGUCCUCUUUG
This is a messenger RNA of Peromyscus eremicus (cactus mouse), 2161 nucleotides long. It is a transcript of the gene Prima1, whose product is annotated as proline rich membrane anchor 1. Lineage: Eukaryota; Metazoa; Chordata; Mammalia; Rodentia; Cricetidae. The transcript has 5 exons. The coding region runs from base 95 to 556 and encodes 153 amino acids. The record is from RefSeq and is a predicted model, not a curated record.